This is a messenger RNA of Rosa rugosa (rugosa rose), 694 nucleotides long. RefSeq names its product mavicyanin-like. The record is from RefSeq and is a predicted model, not a curated record. Lineage: Eukaryota; Viridiplantae; Streptophyta; Magnoliopsida; Rosales; Rosaceae. The transcript is spliced from 2 exons. The coding region runs from base 73 to 441 and encodes 122 amino acids. Gene Ontology annotation, cellular component: plasma membrane. Gene Ontology annotation, molecular function: electron transfer activity.
GCUUAUAACCUAUACAAGAGUGAAUAUUGUUUACUUCAAAGAGAUAAACAAGAAUUAGCUUUGUAUAAUAACAUGGCACGAAUAACUGCUGCACUUGCUGUGAUUGCCUUGUUUGCUGUAUUUCCGAGCAUGGAGGCAACGCAGUAUGUUGUUGGUGAUGACCGGGGUUGGAGUUCUAAUGUUGAUUACUACUCUUGGAUUGCUGACAAAACUUUUCAUGUUGGAGAUUCUUUAGUUUUCAUUUAUCCAACUAUGUCGCGUCACAAUGUGCUGGUAGCAGCUAAUUCUGAUGCGUACGAUAAUUGUGAUGCUGCUCCAAACUAUGGGAUCUGGACAAGUGGCAGCGAUGUCUUUACCUUGCCCACCACGGGUACCUAUUAUUUCACAUGUGAAUAUGAUUGUGACUUCGGGCAGAAGAUUAAGGUAGAAGUGAAUAGUUGAUUAUAUGUACUAUACUAGUGUGUAUCACUUCCUUUCCUGAGUGUUUUUUUUUUUUUUUUGAAAGAGGGCUAGUACGGCUGCCCUUAAGCUUUAAUCAUUAAUAAAACUGCAGAAUACAUGAGGGGAAUAUGAAAUCUGAACCCCAAAUUACAAUAGGCAUAGAGAGAAUAUCUCGAGAUAAUAACGAGAGUCUCAAUAAAAACUAUGUAUUUUAACAUGCACCAAUUAGCGAAGACUGCACAAUGGGCUACUC